GUGAGUGGGCUGUCAGCAGUGUCGCCGCGCCUGUGACCGGCCAUGCCCCGGGGCGAGGUCAGGGUCAGUCUGCACCGGCCAGUGGGUCGUCGGGUAGCGUCGCGCGAGGUCGGUGGGAGCUGGCGAGGAAGCGGCUCUGCGCUCUGCAGGCGUGGUGAUGCCGGAGCGCCGCAGGAAAGCCAACUCAAACCGGCAGCCGAGACGGCGGGGGCCGCCGCUGAGGGAGCCCCUGCCUGCCCCGCCUGCGCCUGCUGCGCGGGCGGUCUCCCCAGCCGCCUUCCGGCCGCCGUCACCGCCCUCGCCUCCUCCGCCAUCCCCGCUGCCCACACCGCCCCCGUCGCCGCCGGCGCGGCAGUCUCCGCCGCCUCCUCCGCCGCCGCGGGCGAACCCCGGCCGCCGUCCGCCGGUGUGCCGUCCCGUACAGUGGUGUGUGGACCAUCCGAGCUCGGCCCGGCCCGGCCUGGCCGACUGGUCACAGCUGGCGCUGGCCGGCGCAGAGAACGCCUUCAGACUGGCCCUUCCACGGGCGGCCGAGUCCCUGCUUCCUCCGCCCUACCCGCUGAGUCGUCUCAACCCGCUGGACGGCGAUGAUCCCAUCAAGUGGCUCUCCAUCGGCCAGGGCCUGCCGGCGACGCUGUCAGUUAUGGACCUGAUGACCUACGGACCGGCACUCACGGGCCCGGUGAGUGCCUCACCCCCCGAGCCCGGCCCGGCCGACCGGCCGCUGCCGUUCAACAUAUUCGACGUCGACGCCAUGGGCCCGGAGUUCCUGAGGCCCUCCGCCAGGGUGCCGACACCCAUGGACCUGUCGCUGAUGCUGAUCAACAGACUCACGUUCCACAAGAUCGCCUUCGCCACCAACGUGUUCGCGUACGGGCGCGGCGCCGCGGACCCACUGCUGGCCGGCUGGCGUGACACCAGCUGGCGGGAGAUGUUCCGCUUCUUCUUCGCCAAUCACCUCAUCGCCACCAUCAAGAGGAGGGUAGAAAACCUCCGCGAGGCGCCUCUGUUCAGGAACCCCUUGCUGGCGAAGAUGUUCACCCCGAAGCGCUUUCAUCAGCUGACUCUCGCCUGGCGGCUGAAGCGAGACGACCAGACUCCAGACGAGUUCCUCCACUUUGCAUCGAAGACCCUUUGCGCUAACUUUGAGCGCUUGCUGUCCGGAGUGACGCCGGUGCUGAUCAUCCACACCUACCAGCUGCCACUCUGGUGUAGCGACAGCAAGGAGUUCUUGGACGCAGAGUGCAGGCUCACCGUGCUGAAGGCGGGUCGGUACGUGCUUCGGGUGAUCUUCCAUCGGAGGGCCAGUGACUCUGAGCAGAGCGGCAACCGACCCUCCAUCUCCAUCCCGCUGCUGGAGAGGCUGCUGGAGGGAAUCACCAUCAGAGGCAAAUACUUCACCUGCGUCGGAGGUGCCACUCUGGAGAUGGCAAAGUUCUUCCAUCUGCGUGGAGCGUACUUUGUGGGCUCUGUGGGCCGGCAGGCGUACCGCCUUCUGAACCCACAGAAGGCCAGCAUCCCCACACCUGAGCUGCCGAGUGUCGGCCUCUAUCUGGAGCCGUACCCUGGCAUACGAGAGGUGAUCCUUCUUCGCGACGUGACGCGACUGACGUCGAGACUGACGUGGAUCGGCUUCGCGGUCUCGAAGAAAAGCGGCUUCCAGCAGGUGCACCUGCUAUGUAACAUUGGCGGUGGCGAGCACUCCACUCUCUACGUGCCUGGUCCGAAGAAAGACGAGAUCGGUGUCAGCGUGCCCCAUAGUCUGCGCGCAAUGGAGGCCGUGUCUCUCGCCAACGAAGCGGGCUUCCAGCACAUCUCCUUCGAGAACGUCAGUGGCGCCAACACUGGCAGCAUGCUGUGGCAUCAGCGCGUCACCAUGCACCUCCUAAACAUGGGCUUCAUGAACGGCUGGUACGCGCACGCCAUCGCGAGUCAGAACCCCCUGUACCGGGCCGACGCGGCGGACGACAUCUACCACCACCUGUUCGGCUUCAUGUACGACUGGGUGAUCAGCAGGCACAAUCUGCUCUGCGAGCCACCGCUCCGACCCUGCGACGGUAUGGUCGAGGAGUGGGAGCUGCUGCUUGUCAGGGGGAAGCUCAAGUUCCGCAUCGUUUACGGAAGGCCGAUGGAGGUCAGUGUGGAACGAGCACUGGACGACUUCAACGAGGACAUGCUGGACAUCGACGCCGGUCUUGAGCAAAUGAUCGUGCAUGAAGAGGACCUGAGGAUUCCUAUGCAUCUGGACUCGAGUGCCGAGUUUGGGUCAAACAACCUCGCCCCCAAUCUGGGCCUCGUCCCGAAGACAUCAAGCCGGGCGGUGACGUGGUCGACCAUCGUGCUGAAGUGGUUCCUGAUGAUGGAGCCACUGCAGAGGCCGAAGCUCGGCGAGCCGCUCAGAGACUGGCACGGUUCCGAGUGGUCGCGCGGUGGUCAGAACGGCUCUGCUGCCCCGACGCUGCAGCACGCAGUCCUCGAUGACCUGAAGAGCUACCCGCUGCUCACCCCGGAUGCUGUCGCGUUGGGGAAGAGGCCGCCGGUGCGAAGGCCGAGCGGCGUGCAGGAGAUCUUCUACUGGGGCGGUCUGAAGCUGGCGCCCGCCACUGCCAGUGACGACAGGCCGUGGCGUCACCACAGGCGAAGGAAGUCUCUGUGAGCUCCAGCAGGGCCCGUGUCAUUUGGUGUCUCUUGUAUCAGGUGGCGUAUGUUUGACUGCUGGUGUACACGGGAAAAUGGAGCUUUGCUGUCAAAUGUGGCAGACAAGUGACGCGUACAAUUUUUGGAAAAUGUUCGCAUCUGUACCACGGUACGCAAAAUGUUGUGCAUAGCUUUGUGCGGAGUAUAUCCUCAACCUUGUAUCAAUUUUUUACAAGUCCCGACAAUGUGAUAGUAUUGUAUUCAAUGAUGCACUUUUUUCGCACGUAUUGCAACGUAUGCACGUAUUUCGCUCGUUUACGAUGUGACAAUCUUUUAAAAGCACAGUAUGUCUGCAAAUACGGUACUCAUACUGUGCAUGCCCUGUGUUUUGUGUGUAACAAAGAGCUGCAUACAUUUGAAGGAGAACAUCA
Amphibalanus amphitrite is the source of this 3068-nucleotide messenger RNA. RefSeq lists its product as uncharacterized. The transcript is spliced from 5 exons. The record is from RefSeq and is a predicted model, not a curated record. NCBI's taxonomy places the organism in Eukaryota, Metazoa, Arthropoda, Thecostraca, Balanomorpha, Balanidae. Bases 158 to 2656 code for a protein of 832 amino acids.